Leucoraja erinaceus (little skate) is the source of this 958-nucleotide messenger RNA. RefSeq names its product protein NYNRIN-like. The transcript has a single exon. NCBI's taxonomy places the organism in Eukaryota, Metazoa, Chordata, Chondrichthyes, Rajiformes, Rajidae. The coding region runs from base 144 to 830 and encodes 228 amino acids. The record is from RefSeq and is a predicted model, not a curated record. Gene Ontology annotation, molecular function: nucleic acid binding. Gene Ontology annotation, biological process: DNA integration.
UCCCGUGCCAGACGGCAAAAAUCCAGCGCCAUGUCCGCGCACCUCUCUAGGAGUUCAGUCUACCUCACCGGCGGUUCGACCAUCUCCACGUGGACAUUGUGGGGCCCCUUCCACCGUCCCGGGGCAUCACCCACCUUUUGACCAUGGUGGACCGCUUCACGCGGUGGCCGGAGGCCAUUCCGUUGGCUGACACCUCAUCGGCUUCGUGUGCUCGUGCGUUGUCCGCACACUGGAUUGCUCGCUUCGGGGUGCCGGCGCACAUCUCCUCCGACCGGGGGCCACAGUUCACCUCCGAGCUGUGGUCAGCCAUGGCUCGCUUGCUGGGGGUGCAGCUGCACCACAACACGGCUUACCACCCGCAGGCUAACGGUCUGGUGGAGAGGUUCCACCGGCAGCUGAAGGCGGCAUUGAAGGCACGGCUCACCGGCCCGGACUGGAUGGACGAGUUGCCGUGGGUCAUGCUGGGCAUCCGGACCGCUCCCAAAGAGGACUUGGCCUCAUCAUCGGCGGAGCUGGUGUACGGGUCGACACUCACAGUGCCCGGGGAGUUCGUGCCGUCGGCGCCGGAGCAGCAGGAAACGCCCUCCUCCACCCUUCAACGCCUUCGCGAGCGAGUUGGCAGGCUCGCACCUGUCCCAACGUCCCGCCAUGGGACAUUUCGCCCACACGUGCCAAUGGCCCUCACGGACUGCCCAUACGUCUUCCUGCGCCGUGAUGCCCACCGGACGCCACUCCAUAGGCCGUACGAGGGCCCGUUCCGGGUGCUGGAACACGGGCAGUCGACUUUUGUCCUGGACAUGGGGGGGCCGGCCGGAGGCCGUGUCGAUUGACCGUUUAAAGCCGGCGCACCUGGACAUUGACCAGCUGGUUGCUCAACCUCGGCCCCGAGGGCGCCCCCCCUCACGACUCCCUCCACCUGUCACUCCACCUGUCCUCCCGCCGGUCCCUCGACCUGUCC